Labeo rohita (rohu) is the source of this 2595-nucleotide messenger RNA. It is a transcript of the gene mboat7, whose product is annotated as membrane bound O-acyltransferase domain containing 7. NCBI's taxonomy places the organism in Eukaryota, Metazoa, Chordata, Actinopteri, Cypriniformes, Cyprinidae. The transcript has 9 exons. Gene Ontology annotation, molecular function: lysophospholipid acyltransferase activity. The record is from RefSeq and is a predicted model, not a curated record. Gene Ontology annotation, biological process: lipid modification; phosphatidylinositol biosynthetic process. Gene Ontology annotation, cellular component: membrane; mitochondria-associated endoplasmic reticulum membrane contact site. The coding region runs from base 129 to 1532 and encodes 467 amino acids.
UGCGGUAGUAGGAAGUGGUAAAGGAGAGAACACGCCAGUGCGCGGGUGGUUAAAGGGGACUGCAGGAUAUUUUAAUAUCCGUGUGAAUAAAUCGUCUUUGAUAGCGCACCUCCAUAUAUCUGCUAAAGAUGUCACCAGAUGAAUUAGUCUACCUAGGAAUCCUUGCUGCAUCAAUACCUGUAGGAUUCCUCUUCCGCUACCUAAGUCCUCCAGUCAAGCAGGGGGCAGCGUUGCUGUUGGGUUUAAUAAUCUCCAUAGCUACCUGUGGGCUUCACACUCUACACUCUUUAUUUACAGUGUUAGGAACAUGGCUGAUUAUAAAGAUCAACUGGCGAAGUGCCCCUGCCCUGUCUUUGGGUUGGACGUUUCUGUACCUCCUCUUUUUCCGUCUGGUCACCUGGUUUGGCCUCCCUCAACCAACACCUUUUGCCAAUGCCAUUCAGCUUCUUUUAACACUGAAGAUGGUCAGUUUAGCCAAUGAGAUUCAAAGUUAUCACUUGGAGAAGAAAAAGGAAGUGAGCACCUUUACCAAAUCUCCAGUGGUGGGAGGACUUUCCCAUGAGCCUUCGCUUUAUGACAUUAUAUCAUACAGCUACUGCUAUGUGGGCAUAAUGACAGGUCCCUUCUUCCGUUAUCAGACGUAUGCAGACUGGUUGCAGCAGUCUAAUCCUCUGUCUUUGCCGGGUAAAGAGCCCUGCCUCCAGAGGCUGAAGGUGGUGCCCAUUUUCGGAGCCCUCUUCAUAGCCGUCAACUCUGUCUUUCCCUUAUCCUAUGUCCGUACUGAUGAAUUCCUAGAGCACAACUAUUUUUACAGGUUUUUCUACAUGGUGGCAAUAUUCUUCGUAUUCCGGAUGCGGUUCUACUCGGCAUGGUGUGGGGCAGAGGCGGGCUGCAUUAGCGCAGGUUUAGGCUGUUACCCCCAGGGAGCGCUGUCCAAACCUGGAGGAGGGCCAACGGUCAAAUAUAGUCCUGAUCCAGACACAGCUGUGGAGUAUGACUUUAAAACGAUCCAGAACAUUGACUGCUAUAACACAGAUUUCUGUGUAAAGGUUCGGCAUGGCAUGCGCUACUGGAACAUGACAGUGCAGUGGUGGCUUCACCACUACAUCUACCCCAAUGCUCCUUUCAGAGCGUAUGCUCUCAGGGCUGGAUGGACUAUGUUAAUCAGCGCUUAUUGGCAUGGCCUCCAUGCUGGUUACUACCUCUCUUUUCUCACUAUCCCAUUGUGUAUCGCAGCAGAAUCAGCCAUGGAAGCCUCAGUCAGAGCCCGUCUGGGGCCAACAGGCCAAAAUAUCUUUGACUGGAUCCACUGGUUCCUCAAGAUGAGGGCUUACGAUUACAUGUGCAUGGGUUUUGUUCUCCUGAAGGCCAGCGACACCAUCUACUACUGGAGCUCCAUAUACUUCAUAAUUCACAUCAUUGCUGUUGUUUGCAUAGGAGUAGGACAAGUGAUGAAAGGAGGUAAAAAGAGAGAGAGAAGGGAACGAGGUGAAGGAGAGAAAGAGGAUGUGGUAAGAGAUAAGGCUGAGUGAAACGAAUGUGUUACGUGGUGAUCGUGCUGAUAACUGGAGAGUUGGUAUGUUUACAAAAAUAAAACGAUUUCCCAUCAUGCACUGUAAUAGCCAUCAACUGCCAUUUAAAGGGUUACUCCACCCCAGAAUGAUCAUUUUGUCAUUAAUCACUUACCCCCAUGUCGUUCCAAACCUGUAAAAGCUUAGUUUGUCUUUAAACACAGGAAAGUAGUACAUGGUCAACCCAAGGGCAUCAAUCUUUAUUUUAUUAACAGUAAAAGUAGCUUUCAAAUACCUUCCAUAAUUUUAAUGUUAUCAUUUAUUUUAUCAUUACAAAUGUUGUCUGGUGAAAAACGGUGCAGCUGUAUAGACUCAUCCUGACCCGUUCAGUAUUGUUUAAAUUGUUCUUGUUACUUUAAACAAUUGGAAAGAAAGAUUGUAUUAUAUUUUAACAGUGGUUCUCUGCUCAUCAGUGACCUUGGGACCCAAAUUAAUCUCCCACACAGAGUACUUAUAACUGAAUCCAUCUGUUUACAAAAAAACUGAUGAAUGUUGGACCUGUAUCCCUACUUUGAGCACAAAUCUAUAAUGGUGUCUAUGAGAUAAAACAAGCUUUGUGAUAAAAAGGUGUAUGUAUGGGACAUUAAAAGUUAGUCUGCCUUGUUUUUCAUCCAUUGUGAUGGAUGGACUCAGUAUCCAUUGCAGGUUAAUGUUUGUGUCAUAUAUAUCAAUAUUAUUAUUAUUUUACAAAGAAUGUGAAAGUAGUUGAUACCUUCUUUUUUCCACCUUUUUUACUUUCAGAAAAUAGGAGUGAAUGUUUUUGCUUUUUUUUUGUUCGUCGUUCAUUUUUUAGUUUGAUACCACAUGAUGUAAAGUGUAAAGAUCUUAAAAAUAAAAAAGAUCUUCUCAAAAGAUGUUUUUACAACAUCAAAUUGUUAUAUAAGAACGGUCUUAUUUUAAAACUGCGCUGGUGUUUAGUUUAUUGAUCAAUUCAGAUUGUAUCCUGGUUCCUUGUAAUGUCUACCUGCUAUGUUUUAUCGCUUUGUUUACUUUCUGAAAUAUUAAACAUGAUGUGGCACUCAAA